Molecule: messenger RNA, 1880 nt
Organism: Tachysurus vachellii
Lineage: Eukaryota; Metazoa; Chordata; Actinopteri; Siluriformes; Bagridae
Gene: and1
Product: actinodin1
Exons: 5
Coding region: 1-1806 (601 amino acids)
Source: RefSeq, a predicted model, not a curated record
AUGUCUCCUGCCAUAUCUGUAAAUCUGAGCUCUGAUUGGUCGGCUGCACCGGAGCCUCUGCAGAACCCCAGAGCUGAGACAGGUCUCCAGAUAAAGCCUCUGCUCAGAGGCCCAAAUUCCUCCACACCUAUCACAGAGUUCCUCCUGGCCGUCCCAGUGUCCCAGCCCUCCAGGGAACGUGAUAUUGAAAAGAUCAAUGCUGAGUUCUCCUCCAAGAGAUUCAUCCGCAACCGGAGGAACAUCAGCUGGUACAAACAACACUCUGACUUCUGGAACUGGUACAAGUUUUUCACCGACAAUGGCAACCAGCAGGGAGUUGCAGAUCUGGACCGUGUGUAUCUGGAAUACCUGCAGAACAAGAACCGUGCUGAAUCCCAGCGCUCCUACAAACUCUAUCUGCAGCAUAUGGGUGAGAUCUACAAGUCAUGCGCCGAGUCUGAGGACCCAAACUGUGUGAACUCAUACAUGAGCAGGCCCAAGCCCAAACCUGAACCCCAGAGACAGGCACAGGUUAAACCCUGUGAUCCAUACCGGGAUCCACAAUGUCUCUAUGCUCUGGGAUACUCUGCUUAUCCGUAUGUGGCCUCUGUAAAGUCUCCAGCUCCUGCUCCUGCUCCUGCUCCUGCUCCAGUUAAAACUCCCGCUUACAUCCGAACCCCUGUGGUGAAAGAUCAAAGUUCUGGUCAGUACUAUUAUGCCCCCAUGGCCCAGUCCUUCCUGUCUGCUGAGCAGAAAGCUGAGCUUUUGCGAAUUUGUGGUGCUGAAGAUGUUGAGUGCCUGCAGUACCACUUCCGUGGUGCAUACGGCUACAAACCCGCCGGUGUCCCAGCUCCAUCCUACGCCCAUCUAGGCUCCUCCUCACAGAAGGUGCAGAAAGCUCCAGCCGGUUUGUACCUUCAGUAUCCCAACUGUGAUUCUCGUGUCAACCCAUAUUGUGCCUACGGCGCUGUAGCGGCAUCUCAGAAAUCAGAUGCAUCAUCUUCUCCAGCUUCCCUCGAGAGGUUCUGCAACCCGUUAUAUGAAGAUAACUGCAACCCGCUAACAUCUACCAGAUAUGGAGUCGUAGCCCAUCACUCAGAAGAUCCCAAAGAUGAUCCAGCUUCUGUUGCAGGCCCUAUCCAGGAUCUACAAAACUCUCCUUUCGAUCCCUAUGCCAUGUUCCAGGAUGCUGCAGCUUCUUCUGCCAUGCGCAGGCUUCCCCCUGGUUCACGCCAAAUUCCACAACACCCUCAGCCACCCACUAUGGAGGAGAACUCCCAAUCAUUUGGACCUCCAGGAAAGACCAAGGAGGGCUAUGAUUGCUUUAUUGGCUAUGAUGAAGAGUGCUACCCAAUUCGAACCCAGAAUGUUCCCAGGACAUUCCCACAAAGGCAGCUUUCACAUUCAAUGGACAACUAUGAGCCACAUCUGAACGCAGAUGGCACCAGAAAGGGCGUGAUUGAACCUGAUCCUCACUGUGAUCCCGAGUAUGACAGAAAUUGCCGUCUGCAGCGCUACGUGCCUGAAGCUGAGGAACCAGAGAUGCAUUCCCCCAAGGAGGAACGUGACCAUCAGGAACACAGGGAGGAACCGGUUCACCAUAAGGAACAGGGGGAAGACGUCUACCCUGAUCAGCAGCCAGACAACCAGGGCUACGAGCAGCAGCAGUAUGACCGCUACAUGAGCGGUCAGGAGGAUUCCUACGCCUCUUAUGAUCAGCCGAAUCAAGGUUCUAUCAACUUCCAAGACAUCCUGAAGGCAUAUGCAAGCCGCUUCCCAAACCAGGAGCACCAGCGUGCCUACUCAGGAGACUACAAGAAGAAGUAAAAAGCUGCAAAAAGGAGCAUAACGAAUGAUGAUGAGAGAAACAGAACAGUGUGUGAGGUGUGAAAAAUGUUCAC